Molecule: messenger RNA, 2754 nt
Organism: Amaranthus tricolor (Joseph's coat)
Lineage: Eukaryota; Viridiplantae; Streptophyta; Magnoliopsida; Caryophyllales; Amaranthaceae
Product: probable inactive receptor kinase At5g58300
Exons: 3
Coding region: 547-2475 (642 amino acids)
Biological process (GO): protein phosphorylation
Molecular function (GO): protein binding; ATP binding; protein kinase activity
Source: RefSeq, a predicted model, not a curated record
UCUUUUUCCCAUUCAAAGUUGAUACCUUUUUUUCUGGGCCCUGUCUUUCUUCUCUCUCAGACAACUACUUCAUUCUCUAUGAAUUAUACUCCUAUUAUUUCUUUUUUUUUUUUUUUUUGGAAAUUGAGUGAAAUUGAAGUGUUUUUGUAAGUGGGGGCGCUACACAGACAAAAUUCUCAUUAAUGCUCAAAUUCCUCUUCAUAAUAAUAAGAAUAAUUAUAAUUAAACUUCUUUAUGCAAGGUUUGGUUUGCCGACGCUUUCUUCUCGUUUUACGUCAUUGUCGUUCAUUCAAUGAAAUUGCAAUAUUAAUUUUGAGUUUCAGCGCUAUUUUCUGAAUUACUCAACUGGGUUUUGCUCCUUCUACAUUUCUGGAUUUCCACUUUCCCAACAUACUUCUGCUGACUACUACUUAGCUUGCUUUUCUUCUGUUUCUGUAAGCGUUCCAGUAGUUUUAAAGAGCAACUUUGAUCCAGAGUAUUUCAUCACUACUUCAUGGUUUUCGCCUUUGCAUUACCUUUGAUUAACGUUUAGCAGAAUUUUUGACCAUGAAGCUUCAAAUCUCCUUACCAAGUUCAAUUAUCUUUCUGCUCCUAAUUUUCUCAGUUCCCUUAAGUUUAGCUGACCUCAAGUCAGACAGACAAGCUCUUCUUGACUUUGUUGCCAAUGUUCCACAUGGUCGAAAGCUAAACUGGAAUGUUACUUCUUCCGUUUGCACCUCUUGGGCUGGUGUCUCUUGCAAUAGAGAAGGAACCCAUGUUGUUUCUCUCCGUCUCCCAGGAAUUGGGCUUGUUGGCCCUAUACCACGGGGCACCAUUGGAAAGUUAGAUGCACUUGAAGUCUUAAGUCUACGAUCAAACAGCCUCAAUGGAAACAUUCCAACUGAUAUUACUUCUUUACCAUCCCUCCGUUCCCUGUUCCUACAAUCAAAUAACUUUUCAGGAAGUAUUCCCGAUGUUCUUUCUCCUUCACUUAUGGUGUUGGAUUUAAGCUUCAACUCCUUUAAUGGAAGUAUUCCGUCAACUAUCACCAAUUUGACAAGGCUCAUUGUUUUAGAUCUCCAAGAUAAUAUGCUUUCCGGGUCUAUUCCAAAUCUUAAAUCCUCUAAACUAAAACUUCUAAACAUGAGUUACAAUAAGUUAAGUGGUGAAAUCCCAAGAUCAUUUCGAAAGUUCCCUUCUUCAUCAUUUUUUGGGAAUCCUUUAUGUGGACCUCCUUUGGAAAAUUGCUCUUCGAGUAGCCCAUCGCCUGCUCCGGUUGCCUUGAUCUAUUCACCAACACUGCCUACUAUAAGCAAAGGUGUACAUAGCAAAAAAUUGAGUAUAGGAGCCAUCGUUGCUAUCGUAAUAGGUGGCACUGCUGUGAUGGUUCUUGCUAUGAUGAUAAUUUUAUUAUGCCGUGUGAAGAGAAGAGAAAUCGGAGAUAGUGAUGCUGAUAAAGCGAAAGAAUCUAGUUUUAAGAAGGGCAAAAAUCCAAUGCCUAAGGAAGACUUUGGGAGCAGUGUGCAAACAGCUGAAAAGAACAAAUUGGUGUUCUUUGGAGGUUGCUCUUACAACUUUGAUCUUGAGGACUUGCUUAGGGCUUCUGCGGAAGUUCUUGGAAAAGGUAGCUAUGGUACAGCUUAUAAAGCGAUUUUAGACGAGGGAACAGUUGUGGUUGUUAAACGGCUGAAGGAGGUGGGGAUUGGAAAACGGGAAUUUGAGCAGCAAAUGGAAAUGGUUAGCAAGGUUGGUCAACAUCCAAAUCUUGUUCCCAUUCGGGCAUACUACUUCUCAAAGGAUGAAAAACUUCUGGUUUACGAUUUCAUUUCUGGCGGUAGCUUAAGUGCAGUCUUGCAUGGCUAUGGAUAUAACGGAAAGACUCCCCUAGAUUGGAGCGCUAGAGUUAAAAUUGCACUUGGAGCUGCACGUGGAAUACUCCACAUCCACUCUGAGGGUGGUGGAAAAUUCAUUCAUGGAAACAUCAAGUCCUCUAAUGUUCUUCUUUCACGUGAUCACGAAGGUUGUAUCUCUGAUUUCGGCUUGCCUUUAUUGAUGAACUUCCAAGGCAUCACUUCUAGGAGUAUAGGGUACCAUGCACCAGAAGUGAUUGAAACAAAAAAAGCCAGCCAAAAGUCCGAUGUUUACAGCUUUGGAGUACUUCUUCUAGAGAUGUUAACAGGAAAAGCUCCUCUAAAGACUACUCAUGGACACAAUGAUGUGGUUGAUCUCCCUAGAUGGGUGCAGUCUGUGGUGCGAGAAGAAUGGACUUCUGAAGUGUUUGAUGCUGAGUUGCUUAGGAAGCCAAAUGCAGAAGAGGAAAUGGUGCACAUGUUGCAGGUAGCACUGGCCUGUGUUGCUAGAAUGCCUGAUAUGAGGCCAAGAAUGGAUGAAGUUGUUCGAAUGAUCAAAGAAAUAAGGCCGUCUGAGUUAGAAGAGAGGCCAUCUUCUGAUGAGAACAAGUCUAAAGACUCCAAUGCGGGUACGCCUACCCCCUGAUUUUUCCCAAUGCCUUGCUAACUCCUCAGAUAGCCGGAGAGAAGGAUACGUGAUUGUUUUUCUGAUGGUACGAUUAUAUAAUUUAUGUGAAUUCUCUUGGCUUUGUGCAACUGUGUGUUGAGCAGAUAAAGCUUCAAGUCUGGAAUGGUGUCAAAUUACAUUAUGUAUAAAAUGUUUGUUCGACAAAAAGCAAUGCAUGAAGUGUGCUUUUGCUUUGGUACAUCCACCUUUGCUGCUACUUCUUUUGUUGCCCUUAAAUAGAUUUAGUGUGUUGUUUAA